AUGUUCUCUGGUGAGAAAGUGAAAGUGAACGGGUCAUCUAACUCCCUUUUCCCUCCUCUUUCAUCCUUCUCUCUGUAAUCAUACACACAAACACACACACACACACCCCCACACACACAGAAUGACACGGAGUGUCCUAACCCCCCUGUUCUCUCUCUCGCUCUCUCCUCUCCAGACAAACAGAACGACAUGGACAUGCCGUCUGUGACGCCCAAGGAGAAGGCUGGUCGGGAGAGGAAGAAGCAGCAGCAGCUGAUGACUCAGAUCAGCGGAGUGAAGAAGGUCUCUCAUGGACCCUCCCUCUCCAACUCCUCCAUCUCACGCUUCGGGGUCAAGACGGACAAGGAGGACAUGCUCUCCAAGGAACUGGAGGAUCUGAAUAAGUGGGGAUUGAACAUCUUUACCGUGUCAGAGUACUCUCAACAUAGACCUCUUACCUGUAUCAUGUACGCCAUCUUCCAGGUAUUUAUAACUGGCUAUGCACUUCUACACACACACACACACACACACACACACACACACACACACACACACACACACACACACACACACACCCGCAUGCUCACAUAUGCAUGCAAUGCAGGCACACACUCACACACACACACACACAAUAUGUUAUAGCUGUACAUUUUGUACCUAAAACAGUACUAACUCAUAUCCUUGUGUCCCCUUUAGGAGAGAGACCUGCUGAAGACAUUUAAGAUCCCGACAGAUACGUUUGUGGCGUAUAUGAUGACCCUGGAGGACCACUACCAUGGAGACGUGACCUACCACAACAGCCUCCACGCGGCAGACGUGGCCCAGUCCACACACAUCCUACUCUCCACCCCUGCCCUCGAUGUAAGUCAACGACACUAGACUCUUACUUACUUCACACAUCCCUCAAAAUCAGAGCCCCACACCCUACCAUUACCUCACCAACCCUUAUCCCACACCCAUCUGAGCUCAUAGAACUCCACCUUAGUAUGCCCUCACCUUACUCUCACCCCAACCUAUGAAUCCUAUCGUACUGUAAGUCUUCCCCAGGUUUUUUAAUUCAAACGUGAACACCUUCCCUUGCAUUCUCCCAAAGUCGUCUUCCCUCAACCUCUAGACAUAAACCAUUCGUUUUCUUCCCUCUCUCCCUCUCUCCUUGCCCCCCUCCCUCACUCCCUCUCUCCCUCCCGCCACACAAUCUGUUCGUUCUCACAGCUUCGUUCCCUCCGUGGUUCUAUAAAUACAGUGGAACCUCAUCCAUGACGCAGUCUAACAGCAUGACCCAGGCCUCAACGCGUCACAAGCCGCUCUCUUCUUUUCGUACACUCACCCCAUCCCUCCAUCCAUCAUGUUUAUGGCCCUGCUCUUGCAGCCAGCAUACCCAGUGUCAAACCACUAUGGCUGGGUGCCGGUAGAGAGACAGAGACAAGGUUAACAUAAGCUACCCAUCUCGCUAAUGUAGGCCAGUACAGCACUCAUCUGGCUCUGAGAAGUGUUUACGCUAUGUUGGAUGUUAGCGAUAGCGCAAACUGAGCCAUUGGAAUCAAUGAGAGUGGGCUGCACUGAGAUGAGCUGUUCUCUGUUGCUGUUGUUUGAGUUUUUCUCUUGAGAAAUUCUUAACCCCGGACCCUCUCUCUUUCACACAGGCGGUCUUCAGCGAUCUGGAGAUCUUGGCGGCCAUCUUUGCUGCAGCCAUCCAUGAUGUCGACCACCCGGGGGUGUCCAACCAGUUCCUCAUCAAUACCAGUGGGUCUCUCUCCUACACCUGUUACUGCAUACCUCUACUGGGAAUAAUGUAUAGAUAAUGUAUAGAUAAUGUAUAGCUAUAUCCAUAUUCAUCAAUGUAGUGUUGAACAAGUGACUCAUUCUCUUUUAUCUUCCUCAGACUCUGAGCUGGCCCUGAUGUACAACGAUGAGUCUGUCUUAGAGAACCACCACCUGGCUGUGGGCUUCAAGCUGCUCCAGGAGGACAACUGUGACAUCUUCCAGAACCUGACCAAGAAGCAGAGGCAGAGUCUGAGGAAGAUGGUCAUCGACAUGGUCCUGGCCACUGACAUGUCCAAGCACAUGAGUCUGUUAGCGGACCUGAAGACCAUGGUGGAAACCAAGAAGGUGACCAGCUCUGGGGUCCUGCUGCUGGACAACUACACAGACAGAAUACAGGUAGAUUUAUCUUCGUCAUCAUCAUUCUAUCUCUUCGAGACCCUUCUCCUCUACCUAUUUUCAUUGUAAUAGCUGUAAUUAGUGUCUGGACUUCCAGAAACAUCGUUAAGAUAGCCUCCCGCUGGGAUGACCUCUGCUCCUUCACUCCAUCUUCAUCUGCCUCCUCCCUCUCUCCAACCCUGUUCAUUGCCUCAAAUCAAUCUUUCUUCACCUCUCUUUCUCCCCUAUCACUCCAUAUCACUCCCUCCUUCUACUUCUCCCUCUCUAACAGUUAUUCUCCCCAUCCUUCUCUCCAUCAGGUUCUGAGGAACAUGGUUCACUGUGCAGAUCUGAGUAACCCUACCAAGUCUCUGGAGCUCUACCGUCAGUGGACCGACCGCAUCAUGGAUGAGUUCUUCCACCAGGGAGACAGAGAGAGGGAGAGAGGCAUGGAGAUCAGCCCUAUGUGUGACAAACACACCGCUUCAGUAGAGAAAAGUCAGGUAUGAUAUUAGACACACAUACACACAUAGCACUCAAGCAUACACACCGACUCCUGACUCACCCCUUUUUCCCCUCUCCUCUCUCCAGGUGGGUUUCAUAGAUUACAUUGUCCACCCUCUGUGGGAGACUUGGGCUGACCUGGUUCACCCUGAUGCCCAGGACAUCCUGGACACUCUGGAGGACAACAGGAACUGGUACCAGAGCAUGAUCCCCCAGAGCCCCUCUCCUCCUUGGGCCACAGAGCAGGGGGAUCAGGAGGGAGGCGAAGGGGGCCAGGGGGGAGACAAGUUCCAGUUUGAACUCACCCUGGAGGAGGAGGACUCUGAGGGUACAGAGAAAGAUGAACAGAGCCAGGGGGAUGAUGAGGAGGAAGAGGAUAGUCUGGGGGAGGCGUCUCGGUCUCCGGUAGACUACUCAGACUGUCAGGACCCAGAGGAAUCCAUGGAGCCCACGUCGUCCAUAGAAAUCAUUACCCACGAUGCAUCACCCACAGACACAUAA
Molecule: messenger RNA, 3123 nt
Organism: Coregonus sp. 'balchen'
Lineage: Eukaryota; Metazoa; Chordata; Actinopteri; Salmoniformes; Salmonidae
Source: the annotation of a GenBank genome assembly